Capronia epimyces CBS 606.96 is the source of this 2754-nucleotide messenger RNA. RefSeq names its product dolichyl-phosphate-mannose-protein mannosyltransferase. Gene Ontology annotation, biological process: protein O-linked glycosylation via mannose. Bases 1 to 2754 code for a protein of 917 amino acids. Gene Ontology annotation, cellular component: membrane; endoplasmic reticulum. Gene Ontology annotation, molecular function: dolichyl-phosphate-mannose-protein mannosyltransferase activity. The record is from RefSeq and is a predicted model, not a curated record. The transcript has 3 exons. Lineage: Eukaryota; Fungi; Ascomycota; Eurotiomycetes; Chaetothyriales; Herpotrichiellaceae.
AUGGCGUAUGCUCCCCCCCGAAAGAGCGCGGCCGCACAGAAGUCGAGCUCUUCAGCUCCGCCGAGAGCCUCAGCCGUUGCGAGGACCGCUGCGCCCAAGAAGAAGAGUUAUGCAUCGGAAGGAGUGUCAGACAACGAUAUUUUUCUCCUGCCGGCCUCUGACUACCAGGUCAUUGGUCUGUUGACCAUUGUUGCUGCAGUGGUCCGCUUGUUCAGGAUCUACCAACCGACCAGUGUGGUCUUCGAUGAAGUCCAUUUUGGUGGCUUUGCGACAAAGUACAUCAAGGGCAAGUUUUUCAUGGAUGUCCAUCCUCCUCUCGCGAAACUCCUCAUCACGCUCGCAGGCUGGGCAGCAGGAUUCAAGGGGGAUUUUGACUUUAAAGACAUUGGAAAGGACUACCUCGAGCCUAAGGUUCCAUAUGUUUCAAUGCGCCUGUUGCCCGCCAUUCUUGGGAUUCUAACCAUCCCCACUAUGUUCUUGACAUUGAAGGCGUCAGGCUGUAAAACAAUUACCGCUUCAUUGGGGGCCGCACUCUUGAUCUUCGAAAAUGGCUUGGUUACGCAGUCUCGACUGAUUCUUCUCGACUCGCCUCUGAUCACUUGCACCGCAUUCACGGCCCUGGCUUGGACCUGCUUCACGAAUCAGCAUGAACUGGGACCUGAACGGGCGUUUGAUGCCAGCUGGUGGUUCUGGCUUGUAGCCACGGGGCUCGGCCUCGGGGCAACCGUGAGUGUGAAAUGGGUCGGUCUCUUCACGAUUGCAUGGGUGGGCAGCUUGACGAUUUUGCAACUCUGGGUUCUGCUCGGCGACCAUGUCAAUGUCUCUCCGAGAAGGUGGUUCAAACACCUUUUCGCCCGAGUCUUCUGCCUCAUUGUCAUUCCAGUUGCCUUCUACGUUGGCAUGUUUGGCAUUCACUUCCUUUGCCUUGUCAAUCCCGGAGACGGAGAUGGUUUCAUGUCAUCCGAGUUCCAAGCAACAUUGAAUAACAAAGCGAUGGCAGACACUCCUGCAGACGUGGCGUUUGGCAGCGAGGUAACCAUUCGACAUCACAACACACAAGGCGGCUACAUCCACUCUCAUUCGCACAUGUAUCCAGGUGGAAGCAAGCAACAACAGGUUACCCUCUAUCCCCACAAGGACGAAAACAAUAUCUUCUUGAUCGAGAAUCAAACCCAACCGGUUACUGCAGACAAUGUGACGAUCCCGGGGCCUCGUGCGUGGGAUGAGCUGGACCCGACGUGGAUUAAGGAUGGCGAUGUCAUCAAACUCUACCACAUCAUGACACACCGCCGUAUCCAUUCUCAUGAUGUUCGACCUCCCGUUACAGAGGCUGAAUGGCAAAACGAAGUCAGUGCCUACGGUUACGAGGGGUUUGAUGGAGACGCCAACGACCUAUUCCGGGUAGAAAUCAUCAAGUCCAUGUCUGACGGAGAAGAAGCCAAGACGAGGCUAAGGACCAUUCAGACCAAAUUCAAGCUUGUCCACAUCAUGACUGGGUGUGUGCUUUUCUCGCACAAGGUCAAAUUGCCCGAUUGGGGGUUUGAGCAACAGGAGGUGACCUGUGCCAAAGGUGGCACGUUACCCAACAGUGUCUGGUAUGUUGAACAAAAUUGGCAUCCGAAGCUGGGAGACGAUGUGGAGAAAGUCAACUAUAGGGAUCCCGGUUUCCUGGGCAAAUUCUGGGAGUUGCAGAAAGUCAUGUGGAAGACCAAUGCUGGCCUUGUUGAGUCACACGCGUGGGACUCUCGCCCUGGUUCGUGGCCGAUCCUCAGACGCGGUAUCAACUUCUGGGGCAAAGACCAUCGUCAAAUCUAUCUUAUUGGAAACCCUGCCAUCUGGUGGCCUUCCACGCUGGCGAUUCUGACAUAUGUCAUCUUCAAGGGCAUUUCCGUCCUCCGUUGGCAGCGCAGCUACAACGAUUACUCCGAUACCACCUUCAAACGGUUUGAUUAUGAGAUCGGGCAAACCGUACUGGGCUGGGCAUUCCACUAUUUCCCCUUCUAUCUGAUGGCACGACAACUGUUCUUGCACCACUAUUUCCCGGCUCUCUACUUUGCCAUCAUGGCCUUGUGCCAGAUCUUCGAUUUUGCAGCCAAUCGGAUAGCUUUCUUGGGGUUGAAGAAGUAUCCCGAGAUCGGCCGCACCAUUGCUGUGCUCUUCGUCGCAUUCGCAAUUGUGGUCUUCACCCUGUUCGCUCCGUUGGCCUACGGCAAUCCUUGGACACAAGAUCAAUGCAGGAAAGUCAAGCUGUUUGACACGUGGGACUUUGAUUGCAAUACUUUCCACACAGAUUAUGCAGCAUACUCAACAUCUCUUCCUGCAUUCGGGGACGCUACUCCCACCGUACCGUCAGCCCAAGUGGCAUCCGACAGGAAAGAAGUUCCCUCUGCCGUCACCGCUCAGGUGGGUGAAGGCAGUGUGAUCGCGAAACAAGAGCAUGUAGAGUAUCGUGAUCAAGAUGGCAACUUGUUGAACGCAGCGCAAGUCGCCGCGUUGGUGGCCGAGGGUAAGGCGUCCUUCCAGACAAAAUACGAAACACGCACGAGGAUGGUGGAUGAGUAUGGCAACGAGGUCAAUCCUGCUGGUGUUGCACCGGACCACCCCGACGUAGAAGGACAAAAUCCUUCGACGAAAGGUGGUGCAGAGGAGCAAGCAAGGAGUCAACCCGCAGACGCCAAAGCAGGUGGCUCAGUGAAGAAGGGAGACGAUGGGAAAGCAAAACCGGCGAGUGAUGCCAGCGAGGCGACGAAAUAA